Heterocephalus glaber (naked mole-rat) is the source of this 2182-nucleotide messenger RNA. It is a transcript of the gene Odad3, whose product is annotated as outer dynein arm docking complex subunit 3. Gene Ontology annotation, cellular component: ciliary rootlet; ciliary basal body; ciliary tip. The record is from RefSeq and is a predicted model, not a curated record. NCBI's taxonomy places the organism in Eukaryota, Metazoa, Chordata, Mammalia, Rodentia, Bathyergidae. Gene Ontology annotation, biological process: outer dynein arm assembly; cilium movement.
UGGUUACUUACCAACCGGGAGAUGCUGAGAGGCUCACCCAAGCAGUCGGAAAGUGCAUUCUCAGAACCUGAGGAACCCGAACUGACCGAUCCCAGACAGGGGCGGCCAGUUUUUCUCUGCUCCCCUAACUCCUAGGGACCUUUGGCCCCAACCGAAUCAUGACGUCUCUCCUAUGCAGGGCGGCCUCUGCCAACGCCGUGCCUUCUCAAGAUCAGGCUUUGAUGCCCUCUUCCAAAGCCAAGGGCAGUAAGGCUCCGGCCAAGCAGGGCCACCCCCGAGGCAAGGGCUCGGUGGGGGCACAGGCCUGGGCCCCAGUCCAUUCCAAGGCGGGACUCCGCCGCCACUGUCCAGUGAAGACCGCUGUGCACACACAGGUGGUUGAGUUACAAAGGAAGAUCCAACUGCUGGAGGGUGACCGGAAGGCCUUCUACGAGAGCUCCCAGUGGAACAUUAAGAAGAACCAGGAGACCAUCAGGCAGCUCCGGGAGGAGACCAAGGCUCUCCAGGGGCAGCUGGCGGUCCUGCUACAGGGAGACAAGAACAUGGUGCAGGCAGUAAUUCAAGAGUGGAAGGAAGAGAAGCCGUACCUGAAGAACAGGAUGGCCCAGCAGGCCCUGGAGCACCUGGACCACCAGCUGAGCGGGAAGGUGAAGCAGCUGAAUGCCCUGCGACACCAGGUGGUGCUGCGACAGAGGCGGCUGGAUGAGCUGCAGCUGCAGGAGGGCCUGCGCCAGCUGGAGAUGGCCGAGGUGCAGGACAGCAACACCGAGAUGGCCAAGACCAUGCGGAACCUGGAGAACCGGCUGGAGAAGGCCCGCAUGAAGGCAGAGGAGGCUGGGCACAUCGCUGGUGUGUACCUGCAGCUCAAGGCCUAUCUCCAGGAGGAGGCCCUCGCUCUGGGGAACCAGCUGGACGCCAUGGAGGCCACGGUGGCGAAGACUAAGCAGGAAGUGCAGGAACUGCACGUGGUGAACCAAGAGGCCCUCCAUGCCCGGGACAUUGCCAAGAACCAGCUGCAGUAUCUGGAGGAGAAGGUGAUCCGAGAGCGCAAGAAGCGGGAGCUGCACAUAUCUGACUGCAAGAAGCGCGCAGAGGAGAAAAAACUCCAGAACGAGUGCAUGGAGCGCAAGACCCAGCGGGAUCACCUGCUGCUGCAGUCGGAGGACACAAUCCAAGACCACCAGCACGCCAAGGAGGAGGAGCUGCGGCAGCGCUGGAGCAUGUACCAGAUGGAGGUGACCUUCAGCAAGGUCAAGGACGCCACCGGCGCGGCUGAAACACACUCGGUGGUGCGAAGGUUCCUGGCCCAGGGCUACACCUUCGCGCAGCUGGAGGCCCUCAAGAAGGAGAACGAGCAGACGCUGGUGAAGCUCAAGGAGGAGAAGCAGCAGCUGCAGCGGGAGCUCGAAGACCUCAAAUACUCCGGGGAGGCCACGCGGGUGAGCCAACAGAAGCUGCAAGCAGAGUUGCAGGAGAGCCUCAAGAUGGAGGAGCAGCGACGCACUAAGGCCCAGGAACAGCUAGACCGCACCACGCGAACCAUGCAGGUGGUUAAGGAGAGCCUGGAGCAUCUGGCCAGCAAGUUGAAAGUCGUCACUGUGCCGCAGGAGGACGACCCCUUCUCCGGAAAGGCGCUAGACCCCGCCGCAGGUGACUAUUUGCCCAACCUGCUGGGCCUGGUGGAGAAGAAGCUGCUGAAACUGCAGGCCCAGCUCGAGAGCCACGACGUGCAGGAGAUGCUGCGACACAUCACCAGCCGGGAGUUCCUGGUCACCUUAGAAGAAAAGCUGCCCCGGUACAACACUCGCAUCCCCCUGCCCCCGGCCAGCUCCAAGGACAAGUUCUUCGACGAAGAGGAGAGUGAGGAAGACGACGACGCGGUGAACCGGGCCUCCUUAAAGAUGCGUUCCCAGAAACUCAUCGAAACGCGCAGCAAGAAGCGAGGUCGUGAGCGGAGGACCUAGCCACGCGGUGCCCAGUCCUACCGUGCCCCCGAGCUCUCUGGGCCCAGCCAGGGCUCCACGGGGCCCCUUGAAGGGCUGGAUGGGGCCCGGAUGGGGAGCAGAGCAGGCCGGCCGGCCCGGAGGAGAGAGGGGGCCGGGCUGGAUGUUCCCACAGUCAAUUUCCCGAGCUGGGUCUGCAACCGCCGCAGAAUCGUGCAAUAAAGGUCGCCCACCGGCCU